Molecule: messenger RNA, 1116 nt
Organism: Daldinia childiae
Lineage: Eukaryota; Fungi; Ascomycota; Sordariomycetes; Xylariales; Hypoxylaceae
Product: Protein saf4
Exons: 1
Coding region: 1-1116 (371 amino acids)
Biological process (GO): mRNA splicing, via spliceosome
Cellular component (GO): U2-type spliceosomal complex; post-mRNA release spliceosomal complex
Source: RefSeq, a predicted model, not a curated record
AUGCAAGGCUUCAACAUGGGGCGGUACGUGCCGCCCGACGUCGAGGGGACCACGACCGGCAACAAACUGCACAAGAAGCGCCCCCCAGGGUUCUCCGGCGGACAGCAGACAGUACGCUUCGAAAUGCCCUUCGCGAUAUGGUGCGCGCACUGCCCCCAACCCACGCUCAUCGCGCAAGGCGUGCGCUUCAACGCCGCCAAGCGCAAAGUCGGAUCCUACCACAGCACGCCCAUCUUCGCCUUCCUUAUGACGCACACCGCGUGCAGCGGCGCCAUCGAGAUCCGCACCGACCCAGAACACACCACCUACGCCGUGACCUCGGGCGCGCGCCGGCGGGACACGGGGUCGCCCGAUCCGCUCUCGCAGGCCAUACUAACCGACAAGGAGCGCGAGAGCCUGCGCGCGAACGCGUUUGCCAAGCUGGAGAAGACCAUUGCUGACCGCAAGGUCCUCGAGGACGCGAAGGAGCGCAUCGACGAGCUGGAGCUGGAGAGCGCGCGCCACUGGGAGGACCCGUACGAGCAGAACCGGCGGCUGCGCGCUGCGUUUCGCGUCGGGCGCAAGGAGCGCGAGCGGGAUGUCGCGACGGCGGAGAAUUUGCGCGAGAGGAUGAGUUUAGGGAUCGAGUUGCUGGCCGCGACGGACGAGGACGCGCGACGGGCGAAGCUGGUGGAUUUUGGGCCGUCGUCGGAUACCGCGGGCGGCGAGAUGGGGCGCAAAGCGCUUGCGAAGCCGUUAUUCUCGACGGGUUCGGCGAGUGGUAGCGGUAGUGGCGCGGAUACGAAAGACGAUAAGAGGAAGAAAAUGAAAAGCAAGAAGUUGAAAUCCGAAGUCGCUGCUGCUCAGAUGAAGGAUAGUUUGGUGUCUGAGAUCGUUGGCAACACGCGGGUGGCUCAGGACCCGUUUCUGUCGCUGGAUCGUAGCAAUGGGGAUAGUAAUAAAGGCCCCCCCAGGAUUGUUGGGAUUAAGAGAAAAAGGCGAGAGCCAGAGCCGGAGCCAGAGUCUCAAGAUCACGAGGAGCCUAGAUCGUCAGAAAAGAUAGGGGUGGCUAAUACAGAACGAGAAGGGAAAGGUACGGUAUCAUUAACGUCAUUAGUUGAGUACGAUUCGGAUUAA